Molecule: messenger RNA, 1667 nt
Organism: Anopheles merus
Lineage: Eukaryota; Metazoa; Arthropoda; Insecta; Diptera; Culicidae
Product: zinc finger protein 160-like
Exons: 2
Coding region: 151-1626 (491 amino acids)
Cellular component (GO): nucleus
Molecular function (GO): zinc ion binding
Source: RefSeq, a predicted model, not a curated record
UCUGACAACUAUGGAAAGGGAGUCUUCUACUAUGGCGAACGCGUGAACUGUCAAACGGUGUAAACAAUCCCAAUCAAAACAAACCGCGCUGCGUACUGCAAAGCAACGAAUUGAAUUUUGAUACUGGUCGUUCAAUAUAUCGGUUUUACAAUGAAAACGUGUCGUGCUUGUUUGCAGAAGGAAGCAGAUGAAUAUUGUUCGAUUUUUAAGAAAAUCAACCAGGUGACUCUUGAUGAAAUGUUUCAUUCGCUAACCGGUAUAAGAGUUUCCCGAGGUGACGGUUUGCCUGAUUGUGUCUGCCAGGAGUGUUCCGAUUUUAUUGUAAUGUGUAACAACUUUCGGAAAAAAUGUUUAAAGUCAGACGUACAGCUGCGGGCUCUUCUUCCCACGGAGGAUAGCGAGGGAGAACAUUUCCAAACCACGCAAGACACCGAGCGCCAAAGUGUUCAAGAAGCGGACUGUUCGGAAGACAGAACAAAAGAGGAAUGCCAGCUAGUUAUCAAAGAUCAUGCAGAUAUAUACGAAGAAGAUUUAUGUUCUGAAACGGAAAUUUUGGUAGAACAACUGGAUGUAGAAGAUGGGAAAAGUAUCAUAGAGCAGACAACUGACCAUGAAUCGUACUACGAGCUUUAUGAUGUUGUAGAGGAUGUUGAAUUUGGUGAAUUAGAAGUGCUUAAUGAAUGUGAAGACGAUGAUUCACAGGAUGCAAUAAUAGAACGCAUCGAAAGCACACAGGAAACUCAUGAAUCCUCCGUGGACAACACGGUAGAAAGUACGGUUCAAGCCACUGAGUUCGUUGUUGAGUGCUGCGGCUGUCCUGGUGUGCAGUUCCCUUCCGCUGACGAGCUGAAGCAACACACCGCCCAAGUGCACGAAAACGAACGAAUCCUCACCAACCUUCGGCCCUACGAGUGCAACGUUUGCUACAAACGCUUCAUCAGCCAUGCUGCCCUAUCCAAGCACCAGGCCGCACCGUAUCGCAAGAAAAAGUAUGGCUGCCAAACCUGCGGCGCUAGCUUCUGCAGUCGCAGUGCUCUACACGGCCACACCAACAGUGCACACACGCGCGACCGUAAGUACGUGUGCGACGUGUGUCAGAAAGGGUUCUACACCAGCAGUACGAUGCUGUCGCACCGGCAGAUACACGGCGAAAAGAAGUACCAAUGCAGCACGUGCGCGAAAAAGUUUCUGCGCCAGUCGGACCUGCUAAGCCACCAGAUGACCCACUCCGACGAGCGACCGUACGGUUGUGGCGAGUGUGAGAUGCGUUUUAAGUGCCGUAGCCACCUGCGCGAUCAUCAAACCGUGCACACGGGCGAACGUACGAAGAAGUGUAGGAUUUGUGGGAAGGGAUUUACUACGUACGGUGAUCGGCGUGUGCACGAGUUGCGGCACGAAAAUGUACAUCCCUUCAAGUGUGGCUACUGCAGCAAAACGUACGGCCGGAACUACAAGCUGCAGGUGCACAUACGGAAAGAGCACACCAAGGAGCGUCCAUUUGCGUGUAGCGAUUGUCCGGAGCGUUUCUUCCAACGGUGGGAAAUGUUGGGCCAUCAGAGGGUUGAGCACGGCAAGAUGGAAGGCAUCGAGAGCGUCGAACUGGAGACGGAAUUGCAUGAUACCUGAAAGUAAUAAACAUAACUUUUAUACUUCACUCAUUAGACAAA